Messenger RNA from Eleginops maclovinus (Patagonian blennie), 2605 nucleotides. It is a transcript of the gene bpgm, whose product is annotated as 2,3-bisphosphoglycerate mutase. The transcript is spliced from 3 exons. NCBI's taxonomy places the organism in Eukaryota, Metazoa, Chordata, Actinopteri, Perciformes, Eleginopidae. Bases 176 to 952 code for a protein of 258 amino acids. The record is from RefSeq and is a predicted model, not a curated record. Gene Ontology annotation, molecular function: intramolecular phosphotransferase activity. Gene Ontology annotation, biological process: glycolytic process.
AUUUGCCAAAGGUACAACCCACUUAAUUUGGGCCAUUCUGAUUGGAGGAAAGGAAUGUCAAUCAUCCACUGGAACAACUGCUGUACAUGGCCGGCCAAACAUUGUCAACGACUGAACUAGCUUCUUUUAGGUUGGAUUUUAAUCCCACACAGGGCUUCUGCUGCAGGUGUUUCGGAUGUCCAAGUACAAACUGUUUCUGCUGAGGCAUGGGGAGGGGGCCUGGAACAAAGAGAACCGUUUCUGCAGCUGGGUCGACCAGAAGCUGAGCGAGGAUGGGCUGAAGGAGGCCCAGGACUGUGGCAGGCUGCUGAAGGAACAGGGCUACAAAUUCGACUUAGUAUUCACCUCCAUACUCAGCCGCUCCAUCCAGACAGCAUGGCUUGUUCUGGAGGCUAUGGGUCAGGAGUGGGUUCCUGUGAUCAAGUCCUGGAGACUGAAUGAACGUCACUAUGGUUCCCUGAUUGGCCUGAACCGAGCAGAGAUGGCUAAAGAACAUGGAGAGGAACAGGUGAAGGUAUGGAGAAGAAGCUAUGACGUCACUCCACCUCAAAUUGAGGAGUCCCACCCUUACUUUCUGGAAAUCUACAAUGACCGCAGAUACACCACUUGUGACAUGCCAAAGGAGAACCUUCCUCGGGCAGAGAGCCUGAAGGAGGUGUUGGACCGGCUGCUUCCAUACUGGGACAGCACUGUGGUGCCAGAGAUAAAGCAAGGCAGGACUGUGCUUAUUUCUGCUCAUGGAAACAGCUGCAGGGCUCUGCUGAAACACCUGGAAGGUAUAUCGGAUAAAGAUAUUGCCAGCGUGACUUUACCUACUGGUAUUCCUGUGCUGCUCGAGCUGGAUGAAAACCUGAAGCCUGUGAAACCUCGACAACUGCUGGGAGAUCAAGUGAAGAUUCAGGCGGCAAUUAAAAAGGUGGAGGACCAGGGAAAAGCUAUACCGUCAACUUGAAUGCACUAAACUGGCUGCAGCUCUGGGUUGCUCGCCUGUGUGCACUCCGAUAAGGUCAACAGGUACUGUGAAAACUCUUGAAAAGACUCAAAUAAUAAUAAUUUAACAUCAGACAAUAACAAAAACCACAAAGGGUUGUUAAUACAUUUCAAAGGAUAGGUGUGAAAAUGCUGUACGUGUAAUAGUGACCUGAUCUGGAUACAGAAAAUGUGUCGCAGGUCAGACUGGUACGACAGGAGUAGGAGGAAGUACUGUACUGUGUACUGUAAAUGCUUUGAUGCUUGGCUGAGUUGGAUUAUGUGUUGACACUGAAUUUAAGCUAACUGUUCCUACUUAUGCCUGUAUAUUGGCCCUGAAGAGGUUAUUUAUUUAUUUGCUUAUUGAUCUUACUAUAAAGAUUGAUAGUAAUUUGGUGAAGCUGAAUAAAACUUGAACGUUAUCAUAUCUGGAAGAAAUUACUUUCUAAAAAAAUGCCUUUCUGUUACAUUGAUAAGCUUUUGACAUUCACUUGCAUUAAAACAUUUGCCUUCAGUAUUCAUGUUAUGCUAAGAUUCAGCUAUUGUUCGUCACAACUUCUUUUAAUAAGAAUAUCUUACAGGUCUUCUGUUGAUUUAGGAUUUAACCCAUUUAGGCCUAAAACACCCUGAAAAAAUGCCUGUAAAACCUAUGGCCGAUUUUAGAAGAACCCCCUAAAGCCUGAAGUGUUUCUGGAAACUCAGCAGUUGUGUCAAGGCCUACUAAAUAAUUGGUUUCUCUUCAAUGGUAGAAUGACGCAACAGCGCCCCCGGUUUUGAUAGUAGAAAUGCGGCAACGCUUUCCCGGCUUAAAUGGGUUAAAGCACUCUGUUACCAAAUAUGACCUCAUAAAAAAUGGAUAGCCAGAUAUUAUUUCCAUCAAUUUGGUUAAGGUGAGCCACAGAAAUGCUGAAAAUAUGCAACACCACUGAAAUCCAUUACUGUCCCCCGCAUACUCUAUGAGUUACUUAUAUUUUUUAAUUGCCUGCACAGUUAAUGUAAGCUACACAGCUAGGGUUGUUUUACUUUGAGGUUUAUAAAGUGCAUAAACGCAGGCAAAAAAUAGGCUGAGUUGAAAUCACUGGUACCAUUUGGUAUAAAAACUGGAUUAUGCUUUAGAGUAUUUAGAUUGUUUUACAUGAAUCCCCUUCCAGAUUAAAUGCAACAAAUACGAAUGGUGAGUAUCAUUUUUAGGGAUACAUUUAAAGAUUUGUACUUGUUAUAUACAGGCACUAUUUUGGUUUAUUAAUUCUAACUUAUUAUAAUACGUUGAUGUUCCUAAUGUGAUGCUAACAUUUGUGUAAUGUUACAAACCCCUCGAAUCUUCAACUUUUCUCUUAUUAUAGCACUUUUGUCAUCUCAUGUUACAACUGUGUGUGGCACAGGCUACUUCCUUGUUUUGUAUUGUGUCUCUUGUCUGUAUGUGACUUGCACUUCUGUUUCUCUGUAAUUUUUUGUACACUGGUAUGUAAGGUCAACAUGGGAGAAGAGAUACGAACGAACAUCCAUUUGUAGAUACUAAAAAGCAGAAAACACUGUUAUAUUUGUAAUUUCAUGUAAGACAUUUUAAUGUCUUCCCUGCUGUUCACACCUUACCAUGUGAAAUUGAAAUAAAAGGGAAUUCAAAUUUUCCUGAAAA